ACAGCAAGGCUUGACAGUUGGUGCGUGUUUUAGGAAUAAUCACGUUACUCUCAGUGUGGAAUCAGUGCAUUUCAUUGUCUGGUUUGAAUGUUGUCUCUCCAGUUGAACCUGUUGAGGUCGCAGCGGUGAAUGGGCUGUUGGGAAUGUGUGCAUGUGCUGGCGUUGUUGGUAUCGGUUUCCGGGGCAACACCCCGCCGCGCAGCUGACGGGGCACGUCUGUUGACACAGUUUCACCAGAAGACGCUAUAUUCGUUUAACGCCGCUCCAGAUCGGCGCACGGCAUCGGCACUCGAUGGCUGCGUGAGACGGUCCGUUGCUUCUGCAGACAUGGACCAGGUCCAGCUGGAGGCCUUCCUCACCGCCCAGACGCGGAAGCAGGGAGGCGGGGGGCUGAGCACGGAGCAGGCAGCGGCCCUCUCCAAAUUCUGGAGGAGCCAGCGGCCCCGGAUACGAGAGAGCCUGCUCGGGCAGAGCCGCUGGGAGCCCUGCCUGCGGGGCGUGAGCUGGAGGGUGGACCUGCAGACCUCCACCAGCCGGGGGGAGCCUGCCAGCAGCCCUGUUGCGCUGGUGGAGCUGGAGCUGGGCAGGACUGGCAAGGACUCCGAGUUUGUGCGCAUGGAGUUUGACGAGGCCAAGGUGAACCGGGUGCUGAAGAAGAUGACGGAGAUCCAGGAGAGCAUCGACAGCUUUGUGCACCAGAGCUGAGCCUCCCCUGCAUGGGAGCCCACUGGACCUCAGGGUGGCUUUGGCUGUGCCUUGCUCCUCCUCUGGGCUCGGCUCAGGCCUCGAUGAAGCACGGGAAGCAGGGCGCACCCAUGGACCUGAGCGCUGCCCUCCCUUGGAAGGAAGGGGGAGAAUGAGAGUGGGAGGAGACGCACGUCAUGCCCAACGCUCUGCUCCCCUCCUCUGCAAGAUAAUCCAUGCAGCGACAUGGAAACGUGAACGAGUCAAAGCUUUCAGGGGUACCGCAUGCAUUCAUAAUCGCACACUGUUUACCCCGUUUAAGCCAACGUAAACUGCACUUACUUUUCUUUAUGUAGUUUCUCGAGCACAUCCUGUAUUUUGAUUUUAGUAAUCCUAACGUUAAUUCAGCUGAAACUCUUAAAUUCACCGCGUCACUCCAGCUAUUCUUCAUCUGUUUACCUUUGAAGGGAAUAUUUUUCUCUAAUUACUACAUCUCACAUCUGUUCUCUCUUUUUCAAGAAUUCUUUAUCAAAUUGGUUUUGGGUUGGGGAAACGUCCCAGAUUGCAAGAGGGCCACCUCUCAGAUUACUUCCACAUUGCCCAUCUGUAUACAUCCAUUUGUAUAAUUUGUAUCUUGCCUACUGUUGUUCAGCGUAUAUUGAUGUGGCCAGUCUCUCAUAAUAAAGUAAUUAA
Messenger RNA from Scleropages formosus (Asian bonytongue), 1377 nucleotides. RefSeq names its product copper metabolism (Murr1) domain containing 1 (gene commd1). Gene Ontology annotation, cellular component: endosome. The transcript has 3 exons. The record is from RefSeq and is a predicted model, not a curated record. Gene Ontology annotation, biological process: positive regulation of protein ubiquitination; negative regulation of protein localization to cell surface; regulation of proteasomal ubiquitin-dependent protein catabolic process. Bases 130 to 705 code for a protein of 191 amino acids. Lineage: Eukaryota; Metazoa; Chordata; Actinopteri; Osteoglossiformes; Osteoglossidae.